UUUUGGCGCCGAAUACCCCGCAGCUGAUUGGUCUAAACCCUAGCGCGGGAGUUGUUGCUCUGAGGGUGUUUUAUUUUGGAUGUGCCGUCAGAAGACAUAAAAGUCUGUAUUAUUGUCUAAAGUUUCAUCGUCGGUGUAAGGAAGGAAGGCUUUGACGACAUCAACAUGCAGCGCAGCAUCGCAUCCUUCUUUCAGCCCAAGGCAAAGGACACGGAUGUCCAGAAGAAAGCCAAUGUUGAACCAGUGAAAAAGACUUUCAAAAGCCCUCUCAAGGUCCAGAAUGGCGUCCAGGAAGCGGAUUCGCCCGUCAAGAAGGCUGCAAAGCGCAGCCGGCAGAUUUUUGACAGUGACGAAGACGAAGCGCCAAAGGUGAAAGAGCAAGUAAACACCAAGAAAAGAGAGCAAAAGGUUUCAGAAAAGGAUGACAUGUUUAAGGCGAUUCCCACCCCGCUGUCUCCACCGCCGCCACCUGUUACUCCCGUCACGCCGGCCUCCUCCAUGUCACCCAGCACCCCCAACUCCACGUCGCCCUCCCCUGGUACUGUUGUCAAGCGCAGGACAGCUAGGAAGACGUUACCCAAGAGGAAGCUUGACGAGAGCCUCAACGACAGCCAGGACGAUGGCGCGGAAACCAAGGCAGCCAAGGGUCAGCAAAGCAAACGAGCCCGUGUGGGGGACGACGCAGGCGAAGUGGAGGUGGAGGAGGAUGCCAAGGAAGAAAAUAUUAAAAAGGAGGUGAGCGAGGAGGCGAGAGCAGAGCAAGAAGAGGAAGAGGCCAAGAGCGGAGAUGAAACAGUUAAGGAGGCGGAAAAUAAUCCCAAAGAUGGCAUACAUGAGGAGAAAACCCCUGAUACUGAUGAAGAGAAGAUGAGUGAUGAAAAGGACACAGAAGUGCCAGAGAAGCACCCUAAAGUGGAGGCCAAGAAAGCACCAAUCAGCAGCUUCUUUGCUCCCAGGAAAGCUGCAGUGAAGACAGAGAAAUCUCAGAAGAAUGAAGGCGAGAAGAAGAAGCCUUCAGUCGAGGACUCAAAAAAGGAGUCAACUACGACCGAGACCGACUACGAUCCGUCCAGACCCAACUACCACCCUGUGAACCACGCCUGCUGGAAACAGGGUCACAAAGUGCCCUACCUUGCAGUCGCACGCACCUUCGAGAGGAUCGAAGAAGACUCCGGAAGACUGAGGAACAUCGAGACGCUGUCCAACCUGUUCCGCUCCGUGGUACUUCUCUCUCCAGACGACCUGCUGUGCUGCGUAUAUUUGUGUUUAAACCAGCUGGGUCCUGCCUACCUUGGGAUGGAACUUGGAGUUGGGGAGACGGUGCUGAUGAAAGCUGUUGCACAAGCGACUGGGCGACAGUUGGAUAAAAUCAAGUCAGAGGCCCAGGAGAAAGGAGACCUGGGCCUUGUGGCUGAGAGUUCCCGUAGUAACCAGCGGACCAUGUUCCAGCCGGCCAGUCUGACAGUAGGGGGUGUGUUUAAGAAACUGAAGGAAAUCGCCAGCAUGAGCGGAAACUCGGCCAUGAAUAAGAAAAUUGACAUCAUCAAAGGCCUUUUUGUGGCGUGCCGAUUCUCCGAGGCCCGCUACAUUGUCAGGUCGCUCGCAGGGAAGCUGAGAAUUGGAUUGGCCGAGCAGAGCGUCCUGUCAGCAUUGAGCCAAGCCGUGUGCCUGACUCCUCCCCCAAAAGAUUCUUCUCCCGCCGUGAUGGAUGCUGGAAAGGGGAUGAGUGCAGAGAGCCGACGUGCUUGGAUGGAAGAGAAGAGCCUCAUACUCAAGCAGACUUACUGCGAGAUGCCCAAUUACGACAUCCUCAUCCCCGUUCUGCUAAAAGAGGGAAUUGACCAGCUGCCCAAUCACUGCAAGCUCACUCCAGGCGUCCCACUAAGGCCCAUGUUGGCCCACCCCACCAAGGGAGUCGGCGAGGUGAUGAAGCGGUUCGAUGAGGCGGCGUUCACCUGCGAGUACAAAUACGACGGCGAGCGUGCACAGAUUCACAUUCUGGAGAGCGGAAAGGUUCACAUAUUCAGCCGCAACCAGGAGGACAACACCAGCAAGUACCCCGACAUCAUCUCCCGCAUCCCUAAGGUGAAGAAGGACUCUGUGAUUUCCUGUGUCCUGGACACAGAAGCGGUGGCCUGGGACCGCGAGAAGAAGCAGAUACAGCCCUUCCAGGUCCUCACCACUCGCAAGAGGAAGGAUGUGGACGCAGCCGAAAUCAAAGUCCAAGUGUGCGUGUACGCUUUUGACAUCCUCUACCUCAAUGGCGAGUCGCUGGUGCGCCUGCCGCUGUGUCAGCGCCGCGCUCUUUUGAGAGAGAACUUCACCGAAGUGGAAGGAGAAUUUUUGUUUGCCCGAUCCAUCGAUUCUGACAACACAGAUGCCAUUGCCGAGUUCCUGGAGCAGUCUGUCCGAGACUCUUGUGAAGGCCUGAUGGUGAAGACUCUGGAGAAGGAUGCCACCUAUGAAAUUGCCAAGCGUUCUCAUAACUGGCUCAAGCUAAAGAAGGACUACCUGGAAGGUGUAGGCGACACAGUGGACCUCUGCGUGAUUGGCGCCUACCUGGGAAAAGGCAAGAGGACCGGGAUGUACGGCGGCUUCCUGCUGGCCUGCUACGACGAAGACAACGAGGAGUUUCAGACGGUCUGCAAGAUCGGGACCGGCUUCAAGGAUGAAGAUCUGGAGCAGCACUACAAGUUUUUAAAGGAACACAUCCUACCUAAGCCCCGAGCCUAUUACCGCUUCGACCAAUCAGCCGAACCUGACGUGUGGCUGGAUGCAGUACAGGUGUGGGAGGUGAAGUGUGCCGACCUGUCCCUGUCACCCGUCUACAAGGCCGCCAUGGGAAUGGUGGAUCCGGUGAAGGGCAUCUCUCUCAGGUUCCCCCGUUUCCUUCACAUAAGAGACGACAAGAAGCCUGAGGACGCCACAACCGGAUCACAGAUAGCCGAUCUGUACAAGAAGCAGCAGCAGAUCCAGAACCAGGGAGACAAAGCGGACCCUGAGGACUACUACUGACUUGUGCACCAUGAAUAAAAUCACUCAUUGCUAUCAGCCGAAAUGUAAAUAUCUUUAUUUUUGUCAGCUUGAAUGAAAAUAAAGGCCUGUGCCACUUUUUAAAACACCUUAAA
Nerophis ophidion (straightnose pipefish) is the source of this 3128-nucleotide messenger RNA. It is a transcript of the gene lig1, whose product is annotated as ligase I, DNA, ATP-dependent. NCBI's taxonomy places the organism in Eukaryota, Metazoa, Chordata, Actinopteri, Syngnathiformes, Syngnathidae. Gene Ontology annotation, biological process: DNA recombination; DNA biosynthetic process; DNA repair. The transcript is spliced from 27 exons. Gene Ontology annotation, cellular component: mitochondrion; nucleus. The record is from RefSeq and is a predicted model, not a curated record. Bases 166 to 3015 code for a protein of 949 amino acids. Gene Ontology annotation, molecular function: ATP binding; DNA ligase (ATP) activity; DNA binding.